Messenger RNA from Stylonychia lemnae, 1326 nucleotides. NCBI's taxonomy places the organism in Eukaryota, Ciliophora, Spirotrichea, Sporadotrichida, Oxytrichidae. The record is from the annotation of a GenBank genome assembly.
AUGCAAGAGCAACAACGCCACUAGAAUAGGGACGCUCAGCAUCAGCCUUAGGGGUACAGCGACAUGAGUGAGGACGACAAGAGGGACCAAAGUCGAAUGAAUAUCCAGAAAGGCAAUGGCACUAGCAAUAAAACCACAUAGCCUCCCUGGAUGCAGGCAGAAUAAAUUAGCACAUGGGAGAAAAUAGAGAUAAACUUAUAUAAGUUCGUAUCUAUAUUCCCUGUCUUUGUGACUUUCGGGCUCUACAGUUAUCUUGGUAGCUUCUAUGUCGGUUUUUACAUAUAUCCAUGCAUGGCAGGGAAUUUCGACACUCUGAUGGGUAUUCCGAAUUUGUGGAAAGAUUCAGUAGAGAGGGAGGCCGCCUAUAAAAAAGCCACAGUUUUAUUGGGUGUUUUUAGUUUCCUCGCGCUAAUGCUUUGUCUUUCGAUUGUUCAAACUAUCAGAACUUCUCCUGGAAGUAUUCCUGAGGAUAAUGAAUGGGACAUGUAAAGCGAUAGCAUGAUUGAAAAUAGUAGCGAGGAUGAGAGUAUGAUCUCUGAAAGCAAAUAAGAUAAACCAAAUGAUCCUUUGACAAACUUUGGUAUCGAAGAAGACACUGAAGAGCCAAAGGAAGCAGCUCAUUUGGACUAUAAAUAUUUGAAAUCUACUGAGGGUCCCUUGGCAAAGCCAGUGGCAUAAUCAAUAAAAGGUGAGAGUGACGCGGAAAAAGAAAAGCUUUUGAAAGGUAAGAAGAACCCCCCUAGACCAAUAUUCUCAAUUGAAAGGAAGAAAUUUGGAGGCAUUCUAACAAUAAUUGAUUAGCCUGAUCGAUGCCAUCAUUGCUCAUAAUGCAACAAAUGUGUGUUGAAAAUGGAUCAUCACUGUCCCUGGGUUGCAAAUUGUAUCGGAUUUUACAAUUACAAGUACUUCAUCAAUAUGCUUUUCUACACAGCAGUUACUGUAUGGCUGAUUAUCUGGACAGCUUACCCAAUGGUGCAAGAAGUAAUGAGCUCUGAGACCAUUGACUACAGACUUGCCUAUUACAUAAUCACUUCCUACAUACUAGGCACUUCAUUAGCUGUGGUGAUCUCGGCAUUUUUCAGUUUCCAUAUUUAUCUCAUCCUCAAUCAAUACACUACUAUUGAAUUUUGCGAGAAAAAGAGAGAAGAUGACUCAACCUUCAGAAUCUCCCCCUACAAUAUUGGCAAGUUUGGCAAUCUUUAAACUGUUCUUGGAAGUAAUAUGCUUUUAUGGCCAUUUCCAUUCUGUCCAAAUUCUAAAGGAGAAGGACUAAUGUUUGAAGUGAGAUAAGAUUUAAAGAAUUAGUAGAGUUAAUAAGGUUUUUGA